AGAAUCAGCACGGUUGGAAAAGACCUAAAAGAUCAUCCAGUCCAACCAUUCACCUGUUCCCAAUAGCUCCCACUCAAGGUGAAUGGUUUAGUGGGCAACAUUGGUGGUAGGUGGGCGGCUGGACCAGAUGAUCUGAGAGGUCUUUUCCAACCUGUGAUUGUACGAUUCUAUUCCAAAAAAGCACUGAGUUUCCCAAGGGGCUCUGCUUAAUGGAGGAUGACUGAUGUAUUUGAUUGUUUUCUCCUUUCCCCAGUCAGAAGAGAUCCCAAAAAUUGGGAUCUUCCUCUGUCACUUGGGCUUAAUCUCAAGUUGAUAUGGGAGGAGAAAGGAAUUCUUCUCAGUGCUUAAAAAGCAGCACUUUCGUGGCGAGUAUUGAGUUUGAAUACCUUAAAUUGGUGACUUUCACUGCAGAAUGGGCUGUCUGAGAGCACAUUUUGCAUUGGGUUGGGUCUCAAAGGCAGCAUCAUCCUUGCUUGGGACACCAGCAGCUUUGCGAAACAUAGUAUCACAGCAUCGUUCAGGUUGGAAAAGACCUCUAAGAUCCCCAAGCCCAACCCCAGCCCAUCCCACCGUGCCCACAUCCCUCAGUGCCACAUCUCCACAGCUCUGGAACACCUCUGGGAUGGUGACCCCACCACUUCUGGGCACCUGUCAGCUCUUGUGGAAAAGAAAUUCUGCAGUGCUGUGCAGUGAAUAGCCCACAGCCCCUCUGCACAGUGCCCAAGCAUCAAAUCAACCCCAGAGCCUGAGCUGUAAUCACAGCCCAGAGCCUGAAAGAGACAAUAUCCAGGUCCUGUACACCAUAAACAUCAUUAGCAUGGAAAUCAAACACCAUCCUUACUCAUUAACCUGCAAUCUGCAAGACAGGAAUCCUAUUAUCCAGACGCACUGCACUGCAGACGUGCGGUGGCUUCUCUGUCCCCAUGCGGUGCCAUGGAGCCCAUAGCUCUGUGCCACUGCUUGCAAGAGGUACGGAGCCCUUAGGGCAAAGAGGGCUUAGGGAAUUCCUGCUGAUUCUGCUGGAAAACAGCCAGGGCACCGCUUGCCAGCAGCCCUCAGAUAUUUGCCUGCUGACCUGAAACCUCUUCCUGUGCUCAAAGUCUCACCGCAGGCUGAGAGUCACUGUGGUCUGUCCCCAGCGAGCUGCUGGGAGGCGGAAGGAAGCCCUGAGCCCUGGGGCCGGAAAGAAAGGUAUCACUGCAGCCAUCUGAGCAGGGAUUCCAGGCUCUGUGUUGAGCCCCCAUCCCCAUUCCUGCCUGCUGCCCGACCGGGGUGUGCCCGGCGUGCCGAUGGCCAGCAACAACACCGCGAGCAUAGCGCAGGCACGCAAGCUGGUGGAGCAGCUGAAGAUGGAGGCCAACAUCGACAGGAUAAAGGUGUCCAAGGCAGCGGCAGACCUGAUGGCAUACUGCGAAGCUCACGCCAAGGAGGACCCCCUAUUGACCCCCGUCCCGGCUUCAGAAAACCCCUUUAGAGAGAAGAAGUUCUUCUGUGUGAUCCUGUAAAGCCUCAAGGAGCCUGACGGGCACUCAGGCCACCCUGAACACUGAUGUAGAGUUUUUAGGAACGGGGACGACCUGCUAGUCCACAGAAUUUAAACAAAAAAUAAGUAAAAUACAAGGCCUGGAAGCUACAGAGAUGUGCAUGUUUAAAGAAUCUGGCCGCCUUUGGGGGAUAUAAGAUGAUCCGCAUUGCGAGGCAAAAGAUCUGAAGUCUGUAGAGUUGCCUAGAAAGAAAAAAAAAAAAAAAAAGGAAAAAAAGAAAAGAAAAAAAAAAAAAAGAAUA
Molecule: messenger RNA, 1785 nt
Organism: Tympanuchus pallidicinctus (lesser prairie-chicken)
Lineage: Eukaryota; Metazoa; Chordata; Aves; Galliformes; Phasianidae
Gene: GNG2
Product: G protein subunit gamma 2
Exons: 3
Coding region: 1290-1505 (71 amino acids)
Biological process (GO): G protein-coupled receptor signaling pathway
Cellular component (GO): heterotrimeric G-protein complex
Molecular function (GO): G-protein beta-subunit binding
Source: RefSeq, a predicted model, not a curated record